UUCGUAGGACUCAAUGCUCUACCCUUUGAUCCGGCCACCAACAACGACCCCCUUCACUUUAACAGCUCCAGCGGAUCGCUGGUGACAGAGUGUCCACCUUUGGAAAACGCAUCUGAAAACAGCAAGAAAAGGAAACGAGCCAGCCAGCCUCCAGAGGGAAUCCACAACAUGACCAUGGAGUCCAACUCCAUAUCCAUGCCCAUGUCAGACCCCAACGCCUGGGCCACUGCCAUGAAUAACCUGGGAAUGCCUCCAAUAGGUAUCACAGGGCAGCCUCUGAUGCCAGAUUUUGACCCCAACCUCGGGAUGAUGACCGGGAUCACCCCCAUAAACCCCUUGAUGCCCGGCCUCGGCAUGGUGCCUGCGCCCCUGUCACAUGAUGUGCCUGUCGUCAAGGAGAUCAUUCACUGCAAGAGCUGCACCCUCUUCCCUCCUAACCCCAAUCUCCCUCCUCCAGCAACCAGAGAGCGCCCUCCAGGUUGCAAGACGGUGUUUGUCGGCGGCCUGCCCGAGAACGCCAAUGAACAGCUCAUCAUGGAAGUGUUCGGACAGUGUGGCGAUAUCACGGCCAUUCGCAAAAGCAAGAAAAACUUCUGUCAUAUUCGAUUCGCCGAAGAGUUCACGGUAGACAAGGCUCUCUUCUUGUCAGGUUAUCGUAUUCGUCUGGGAUCCAGCACAGACAAAAAAGACACCGGCCGUCUCCACGUGGACUUCGCCCAGGCCCGGGACGACCUCUACGAGUGGGAGUGUCGCCAGCGCAUGAUGGCCAGAGAGGAGCGGCACCGGCGCAAGAUGGAGGAGGACCGCCUCCGACCGCCCUCGCCCCCUCCCAUCGUGCACUUCUCAGAACAUGAGUGCAGCCAGCUGGGCGACAAGAUUAAAGAUGAUAGCAAGUUUGCCGAGGCAGUGCGCGUGCUGCUGACGUGGCUGGAACGAGGCGAGGUCAACCGCCGCAACGCCAACAGCUUUUACUCCAUGAUCCAGUCGUCCAACAGCCACAUCCGCCGCCUGAUGACGGAGAAGAGUCAGCAUGAAAAGGAGAUGGAGGAGGCCAAGGACAAGUUCAAGACAGCACUGUCUGGCAUAUUGGCUCAGUUUGAGCAGAUUGUGUCUGUAUUCCAAGCCGCUUCCAAACAAAAGGCAUGGGACCAUUUCUCCAAAGCGCAGCGCAAGAACCUGGACGUAUGGCGCAAGCAAGCAGAGGAGAUUCGAAAUAUGCACAAUGAGCAGCUGAUGGACAUCCGGCGCGAGGAGGAGAUGGAGAUGUCCGACGACGACAUGGAGGAGGCGCCAGACAGCAAAGACUCAGAGGACUCAGGCGUGCUUCAAGCCGAGGCCUUGAAGGAAGAGAACGACUCACUGCGCUGUCAGCUGGACGCUUACCGUAACGAGGUGGAGCUGCUCAAGCAGGAGCAAGGCAAGAAUCAGCCAAUGAGGAGCGAGGAAGACAGCACGCACACUCAGCAGCUCAGCUUCCUCCAGCAGGCGCUGCAAGGCAUGCAGAAGCAACUCUUGAAGAUGCGUGAUGAGCUGAAGCAGCGGGAGUGCGAGUUGGAGAAGAGUCUGGAGGACAGACAGCAGCUCAAACAUCAAGUUCACACACUGAAGGAAGGACUCCAAAACAUACAGAAGACACAGCAUGCGUUAGCGCUUGAACGAUCCAAACAAGACGACAGAGGCAGCGAGGAGGCAGCUAAUCAAACCAAUGAAAGUACAACAGUGUCUUGUUGUCAGGAGAGGGAAGGGCCAACACAGAGAAGGUCACCAAGUCCUGUCCACUCAGAGAGAGAAGUUCUACUCGUCGGGAUCAUCUCCACUUUCCUGCACGUGCAUCCCUUUGGAGCUAGCAUCGAGUACAUCUGCUCCUACCUGCAGCGCCUCGACACCAAGAUCAACCCAACUGAGGUGGAGGCUCUUCUCUCGCGGCUGCCCUGCACCUUCAGGCAGGAGCUGACGGGCGUGGGCGCCAGUCUGGAGAAACGUUGGAACUUCUGCGGAUUCCAGGGCAUCAAGAGCACGUAA
Messenger RNA from Nerophis lumbriciformis (worm pipefish), 2022 nucleotides. NCBI's taxonomy places the organism in Eukaryota, Metazoa, Chordata, Actinopteri, Syngnathiformes, Syngnathidae. The record is from RefSeq and is a predicted model, not a curated record.